CGCAGGGUUUCUUUCCAACAUGUUGGACGUUUUAUUUUUUGCAACUUCCACAAACAGACAUUAAUUGGUGCAUCACACUGUGUUGCUAAUUGCUAAUGGGCGAGCUGCUUUCACUAAGCAAUGAUGAGAAGACAGGCAAACCAGCCAGCCAGGCCAACAGCAGGCUGCAUUUCUGUGCCGCUCUUUAACCAGAAGAAAAGGAACAGGAUUCCUUUGACAUCGUCUCCUUCUGUGAAUGAAUUUUUCUCCCACACCGAAUAUGUGGCAAACACCAGUGCAGCAACGUCUCACAACAGCACAGCAGGUUUUAAUGGCGGUUACCAGGCUUCAUGUUUGUCUUCUGGCGCUUCACAAAGUGACCAGUGGAACAGACAGGGUGUCCCUCAAGCUCCUCAGCCCCGGAAGUUUACCAGCAACAGACCUGCUCCUGAACCUGCCGCUACAGCGAGAACCUAUGCACCGAUAUCACAUCCGUACAAAGCUGGAGGCACAGGCUCUAAGACUGGACUGCCUAGUUACCCCAGCAGACAACAGGAUUACAGCUUUACUCCCCGACAGAACAAAUACCAAGCUCCUUCGAGCAGCGACACCGCACAAAGCAAGACCCGGCCGCCGCAUGGUGGAUUCUCUCAUGUGGUUCAGCAGUCACCUUGCAGACCACGCAGUCCUUCAUAUCAGCAGCAACAGCAGGCAAGACCUCUGCUUCCUCCUGCGCCACCUGUGAGCAAGUCCUCAGCGCGAGCAGUGCAGCCUCCUCAAAACAACAGCUGGAAAUUUACCAACAGCUUUGGGCCACAGAGUUCCUCCUUUGCUGGAAAAAGAAGCUCAAAUCCACCUCGGACUACACGACCAACUCAAAGCCAGGCUGGAAUAGAUAUGGAAGCAUCUCUAAUGAAGCCGGCCCCUGAGAACUCGCUGAGGAUCCUGACUGCAGUUAUUGCCGGCAUGAGACACUGGAGCCAGUUCAAAGACAAAGUGCCUUACUUGUUUGAGAUAUUUGCCACCCUGGACUCUGCAGUAACACUUGGUCACCAUGGAGCCAAGACCUUCCUCAUGAGAGAUGGAAAGCAAGUUGUGCAGUGCAUCUUCUAUGAAAAUGAGAAGGAGCUGCCUCGUCUCAUCCGCGGUCAAAUUCACCGAUGUGUGGGCAACUACGACCGCAGCAGAGACGUCCUCGUCUGUGUGUCGGUGAGGCCUGGCCUGCCCUCGGAGCACAGGAACGCCCUCCAGGCUGUCCAAGCAUGCGACACAGAAAUGAGGGCACUGGUCAAAUUGCUGCGAGAAGUCUGACCAUGAGGAAGAAGAACGUUUACUGCCAUUCACUCAAAGUAACUCCUGUUGACGUUCCAGUGGUUUUCAAAAGAGGUGUUGUUUGAGAUGUUAUUUCAGUUUUUGACCCGUGAGGGCCGAUGUUGGCAUUACACUUAACUAUUGAAAGUUUGUCCGUGUUCCUGGAUAGACAGGUUGUUUCUUUUGUAUUUUGUGAAACAGAAUCUAAAGAGUUGUUGCAUUUCAUCCAACCUGUUCAUUUAAAGUAAAGCUUCUCUUGUAAUUUGUUUUUAUUACAAAGAUUUCACAGACUCACAGAACAGCAGACAUUAU
This is a messenger RNA of Solea senegalensis (Senegalese sole), 1602 nucleotides long. Its product is annotated as spermatogenesis-associated protein 22. Gene Ontology annotation, biological process: meiotic DNA repair synthesis; regulation of meiotic cell cycle; gamete generation. Lineage: Eukaryota; Metazoa; Chordata; Actinopteri; Pleuronectiformes; Soleidae. The record is from RefSeq and is a predicted model, not a curated record. The transcript has 8 exons. Bases 121 to 1290 code for a protein of 389 amino acids.